This is a messenger RNA of Solea solea (common sole), 1012 nucleotides long. Its product is annotated as iron-sulfur cluster assembly scaffold protein IscU-like. The transcript is spliced from 5 exons. NCBI's taxonomy places the organism in Eukaryota, Metazoa, Chordata, Actinopteri, Pleuronectiformes, Soleidae. Gene Ontology annotation, cellular component: cytoplasm; mitochondrial matrix. Gene Ontology annotation, molecular function: ferrous iron binding; 2 iron, 2 sulfur cluster binding. The record is from RefSeq and is a predicted model, not a curated record. The coding region runs from base 84 to 569 and encodes 161 amino acids. Gene Ontology annotation, biological process: iron-sulfur cluster assembly; intracellular iron ion homeostasis.
CGCCCCCUCACAACGCCGGACAGGAGAAGCUAACGCUACCAUUGCCCUUCUCUCAAACUGCGUCAUUCCAGCGGUCUCGCAACAUGGCGAGUAAGUGUCUCAGCUCUCUGUCUCUGCUCUCCAGACGGCUCUCUGCUCCUGAAUUCACCACUCGAUGCUGUUACCACAAGAAGGUGGUCGAUCAUUAUGAGAACCCAAGAAAUGUGGGCACUCUGGACAAAAACUCGAGGAAUGUUGGGACAGGCUUGGUUGGAGCGCCAGCCUGUGGAGAUGUGAUGAAACUCCAGAUUCAGGUGGAUGACCAGGGGAAGAUUGUGGAUGCCAGGUUCAAAACCUUUGGCUGCGGCUCUGCUAUUGCCUCCAGCUCUCUGGCCACUGAGUGGGUGAAGGGCAAAUCUGUGGACGAAGCUUUGACAAUAAGGAACACCGACAUUGCCAAAGAGCUCUGUCUUCCACCAGUUAAACUCCACUGCUCCAUGCUUGCAGAGGACGCCAUCAAAGCUGCCCUGGCUGACUAUCGGCUCAAGCAGCAGGACGGCCAGCAGGAGGCAGUCAGUGCCAGCAGUUAAAGCAAUCACUCCGAGCUGGACGUCACUGCUCGUUUCCUGCUGCCAGGAGGAAAAGAAGAGAAGCAGUAAUCCACUUAACUGCAGUUCUGACAGACGCACACGAAACAUGUUUAUGACACGCACAACGUCACCAACUCUCUGUAGCAGUGUGUCGUCGGGCUUAGUCUGUGGUCCUCUAACCCUGUACAGUUAAACUUUAGCCUGUCACCUAAACGCACAAUUUAAGCACUGUUUGAGUUACUGGUACAAUGACUUCAGGGGUUUGUAUUGAAAGGUGAGAUGAAUAGUUUGAGCUGUUUAUGUAUCCGUGUCUGCACCCUAAACACUGACAGAUUAUAUGUACAGUUCAGCAAAGUGGCUUAAAACAAUGAGAGGUUCAACUGGUUUUAUUUGGAAAUUCUGUGUUUUUAGUUUCCCUGCUGCAAUUAAAAAUUUCAAUCAUG